UAGGGGACAAGCUGAAUGUCAUCACGGCGGGGCCCCGCGGGCCGCUCCUGGUUCAGGAUGUGGUUUUCACAGACGAGAUGGCUCACUUUGACCGGGAGAGGAUCCCCGAGAGAGUUGUGCACGCGAAAGGCGCGGGGGCCUUCGGCUACUUUGAGGUCACGCACGACAUCACCCAGUUCUGCAAGGCCAAGGUGUUCGAGCACGUGGGGAAGAGGACACCCAUCGCCGUCCGCUUCUCCACCGUUGCCGGAGAGUCGGGCUCGGCCGACACGGUCCGCGACCCUCGCGGGUUUGCCGUGAAGUUUUACACGGAAGACGGCAACUGGGAUCUCGUUGGAAACAACACCCCCAUCUUCUUCAUCAGGGACGCCAUUCUGUUUCCAUCCUUCAUCCACAGCCAGAAACGAAAUCCCCAGACGCACCUGAAGGACCCGGACAUGGUCUGGGAUUUCUGGAGCCUCCGCCCCGAGUCACUGCACCAGGUUUCCUUCCUGUUCAGUGACCGGGGGAUCCCUGAUGGCCACCGGCACAUGAAUGGGUACGGGUCGCACACCUUCAAGCUGGUCAACGCCCGCGGGGAGGCCAUCUACUGCAAGUUCCAUUAUAAGACCGACCAGGGCAUCAAGAACCUCUCGGUGGAGGAUGCCGCGAGGCUCGCCCAGGAGGACCCUGACUAUGGCCUGCGGGACCUCUUCAAUGCCAUCGCCACGGGCAACUACCCAUCCUGGACAUUCUACAUCCAGGUCAUGACUUUCAGCCAGGCGGAGACCUUUCCAUUUAAUCCAUUUGAUGUCACCAAGGUUUGGCCCCACAAGGACUUCCCGCUCAUCCCAGUGGGGAAGCUGGUCCUGAACCGGAAUCCAGUCAAUUACUUUGCCGAGGUGGAGCAGAUGGCCUUUGACCCCAGCAACAUGCCGCCUGGCAUCGAGCCCAGCCCCGACAAGAUGCUUCAGGGCCGCCUUUUUGCCUAUCCUGACACUCACCGCCACCGCCUGGGACCCAACUAUCUUCAGAUUCCCGUGAACUGCCCCUUCCAAGCACGAGUGGCCAACUACCAGCGUGACGGUCCCAUGUGCAUGCAGAACAACCAGGGUGGUGCUCCCAACUACUACCCCAACAGUUUCAGCGCCCCAGAGCAGCAGCCCUCCGCCCAGGAGCACAGCAUGCGGUGCUCCGCAGACGUGCGGCGCUUCAACAGUGCCAACGAUGACAACGUCACCCAGGUGCGCAACUUCUUCCUGGACGUGCUCAACGCGGAGCAGCGGGAGCGCCUGUGCCAGAACAUCGCUGGCCACCUGAAGGACGCCCAGGUCUUCAUCCAGAAGAAGGCGGUCAAGAACUUCACCGACGUCCACCGUGACUACGGGUCUCGCAUCCAGUAUUUUCUGGACAAGUACAACAACGAGAAGCCCAAGACGGCCAUCCACACCUAUUCGCAGCCCGGGUCACACCUGGCCGCGCGGGAGAAGGCGAACCUGUGAGUGGUGUCGCGGCCGCCGCUCGCGUCAUGGCGGGCUCCUGUGGGCGACUUACUCAUGCCAGUGACCACCCCUCAUGCUGUUUUCCUGGGGAGAUGAAGGUCGGGUUUCACAAUCAUUUGCAAACGCAUCUGUCUUUGACAAUUAGUUGGAUCAUUCAUGAAAAUUACCAGAAAGAAAUGUGAUUUUAUUUGAUAAGGAAAAUCUUGGUGAAGUUCAUGUGUUUACAGAUCACCUCAUGGCCUAUUAUAUAAUAUUGUGGCUGUAAUUAUUUGAGAAGGAAAAACACUGAUGGUCCGCUCGGAGGCUUGUAGUUUUCUAAAGUCCUCUUGGGAACACCGCACUGAGCGCAUCAGUGGCUCGUGGCUGGUCGAUCCGGCUCACGGCUGGUCAGAGCCAGGUUCUUCACCUGAAAUCACACCUAUGCUAACUCAGCACUGAUUUCUCAGCAGGUCAAUUUGUAAUUGCUUACAUUUUUACAAUAAAGUGAUGCACAUGGAAGGAGA
Carlito syrichta (Philippine tarsier) is the source of this 1984-nucleotide messenger RNA. RefSeq names its product catalase (gene CAT). Gene Ontology annotation, cellular component: peroxisome; cytoplasm; mitochondrion. Bases 78 to 1481 code for a protein of 467 amino acids. The record is from RefSeq and is a predicted model, not a curated record. The transcript has 12 exons. Gene Ontology annotation, molecular function: catalase activity; heme binding. Gene Ontology annotation, biological process: hydrogen peroxide catabolic process; response to hydrogen peroxide. Lineage: Eukaryota; Metazoa; Chordata; Mammalia; Primates; Tarsiidae.